Messenger RNA from Anisakis simplex (herring worm), 963 nucleotides. NCBI's taxonomy places the organism in Eukaryota, Metazoa, Nematoda, Chromadorea, Rhabditida, Anisakidae. The record is from the annotation of a GenBank genome assembly.
AUGAAUAUGCUCGACCCACGUCAACUUUUCAUCAAUCCGUUUGCUUACAACAUUGACCCAUCAACAAUAGCACUAUUAGGCACACCACCUGGAGCCCAAAACAGUGCAGCGGGCAAGAUGAAUUUAAGUAAUUCCUUUCGAAUAUCGAACAUUCUCGAAUCCUCCGAAGAGAAAGCGAACACAAGUGGUGAACAUGAGUCUUCAUCGGUGGGUGAGGAAGAGCGCAGUGGAUCAGCUGAAUCGCAUCGAUCCGUUACAAGUCCUCAGUCGUCGGCAAACGGUGGUAAGAAGGCACGUAAGGCGCGAACCAUCUUCACUGACAAACAACUGCAAGAACUGGAAGCAACAUUCGACAAGCAAAAAUAUCUCAGUGUUCAAGAUCGCAUGGAUUUAGCGCAAAGAAUGGGCUUGUCGGACACACAAGUGAAGACGUGGUAUCAAAAUAGACGAACGAAGUGGAAGCGACAAGCUGCGGUCGGGAUGGACCUGCUCAACGAAGCAUCGAAUGUGGCCGCAGUUCAGCAGCUCUUAAGAACCAAUCCGUAUUGGGCCAAUUACAUGGCGGCGAACUCGUUCACGCAUCCUCGACUGUUUUCGUUCGGUGGUGGAAUGAACUCAGUGAACGCAACCACCCUUCAAGGAGCGCUAUCAAUGAACGCACUUCAAGCGGCUGCUGCCGCUUCAUCCAUGCCCAUACCAUCGCCUUUAACCGCACCAAUGCCACCGGCUAUGCCCUCUUCGAAUAUGGCCAUAAUAUCCUCCUCAACACCCUCUACAACCACCACCACGUCAACCUCGUCACCCACACCAACCAGUGCCACAACGCCAACAAACUUCUCGUUGACUAUGUUCCCGUUUCAAAUUCCACCAAAUAAUGCUUUUGCAAUCAACUUACCACAUUCCCCAUCUAAUCCAUUACUCAAAAAACCAUCCAAUACCGAUCAUAGGGAAGAAAUUAACUAA